Capsella rubella is the source of this 1986-nucleotide messenger RNA. RefSeq names its product zinc finger protein ZAT9. NCBI's taxonomy places the organism in Eukaryota, Viridiplantae, Streptophyta, Magnoliopsida, Brassicales, Brassicaceae. The transcript has 2 exons. The record is from RefSeq and is a predicted model, not a curated record. The coding region runs from base 428 to 1726 and encodes 432 amino acids.
ACACCGGGAGAGAUGGAGAGAGAAAGAGAAGAGAUAGUGUUUUGGUUUGUUGAGUAGGAAUAGAUCCAAAAAUGCAGCUGACCUUUGAUUACUCGUGUUAGCAACACUUCUCUUUCUUUUCAUUUGUUUGUCAUUUCCUCUCCCAAACUAAAAAGAAAAAAAAUCGAAACUUUAUAGAGAGAUACUAUACUGUGUGAAAUUACACAAAAAAGCUUGUUUUACCUUUCUCCCUUCGCUUGAAGGUCGGAUCUUGUACUUAGCUAAGAUAGAAACUGUCACAUCUCUAAAUCUGAUCACAGAGAAAGAAUCAAACUUGCUGCUUCUUUUUCUCUUUUCUCUGUAGCAUUUGGGGAAUUUUCAGUUUUGUCGGUUUCUGCAGCAUUCUUCUUGUUCAAGAGAUUUUGGUUUGAGAUUCAAAAAAUUUCAUAUGGAGGAAGAGAAAGAGAAGAAGUUUGUGUGCAAGUUCUGUUUCAAGGUGUUUCCUUCUGGGAAAUCACUCGGAGGUCACAUUAGGAUUCACUCGAACGAGAAUUUUGUUGAUUCAGAUCGUUACAAUGGUAGUUACAAGAAGAAGAAGAGGUUGGUGGAUCAGAGAGAGAAGCAGCAGCAACAACAACAACAAGUUUGUUGCAGAGAAUGUGGUAAAGGGUUCGUUUCUAUGGAAGCUCUUAGCGUUCACAUGGCUUGUCACUCUGAGGGAGAGAAGAUGUUGAUAGAUUACCAAUCUGAUACUGAGUCUGAGACUUCCUCUGCUCCUACGAGGAAAAGAUCCAGGAGGGUAAUUGAUCAGAAACAUAAACAACAACAUUUUUGCAAAGAUUGUGAUAGAGGGUUCGUUUCUUUUAAAGCUCUUAGCGUUCACAUGGCUUUCCACUCUGAAGGAGAGAAGAUGUUGAUGGAUAGCCAAUCUGAUACUGAGACUUAUUCAGCUCCUACGGGGAAAAGAUCCAAGAGAGUGAUGAGAAGAUCCAAUUCAGAAUCUUUUAGUAGUGGGAGCUUGUCUUUUGCUUCUGAUAUUGACCAAGAAGAUGGGGAGGGGGCUUAUACUUUGGUGAUGUUGUCGAGAGAUUUUAGUUACAAGAAAAAAUGUAACUUGGUGAUGAACUCUCUGGGUGAAUCAUCUGACAACAACUCUGGGAUUGUUGAGACUAAGUCAUCUUCAGGAGAGGAGCUAAAGACCUUAAAUGUGAAAAAGCAGAUUUUAGAGAUAGAUAAAGUUGUAGACGAUGACCAAUUGAGAUCUGCUUAUAGUAAUGGUGUUAGUCUCUGUGAUUCAGAUGGCUCUGAUUCUGAUUACUUCAUGAAUGGGCCAAAGGAGUCGGACUCAGACAUUUCAGUUGACGGAUCUCUGAGGAACACUGGAUUUGGAUCUGGAUUCAACAACUCAUUGAACAUAUUGAAGAAUAGUGAUGAGAGAAGAUCAAAGUAUGAACUGAGCAAAAGCAAAAGGGUCUUGUUUUCUUAUGAGACUGAUUCAUGUGCAAACACUAACAGCAAGAUUCAUAGGUACAGAGAUAGCAAAUCUCCAGUGGUCAAGAAAGCAGGUGUUGAAAAGAAGAAAAGCAAAGGUCACGAGUGCCCAAUUUGCUUCAGGGUGUUCAAAUCAGGACAAGCUUUAGGUGGUCAUAAGAGAUCACAUUCCUUUGGUAACCAAGAACACAACCAAGCAUCUGAAAUGCGUAACCGAAUCGAUCUCAAUGUUCCUGCUUCAGAUAUUGAUGAAUGAAAUCAGAACCUGAAACUAGAACUUUUUUUUGCUUGUUUCUUUGCUCCACAUUUUCAAAAAUUGCUCAAGGUUUGGAAGAUAGAUCAAAAAGUUUUUUGAUUUGUUCAUAUAAAGCUGCUCAUCACUUAGAAGAGCCAAUUCUUUUCUUUAUGAAUUCAAGUGUUGGAUGUAUAUAUCUGCAGCUUUCUAGGGACCUUUACUGUUUCUUACAGAGAACUUCAUUCUUAUUGUCUUCAAAGAAAGCUGUCAUCUUUAACUUU